AGUUCCGUUCUUCUGCUCCAGCCCGCUGUGGAUGCUUUUGCCGUCCUUCAACGCAUUGCUCCGGGAUGCAGCACGAUUUCCAGACAUCUGAUUGAGCCCCUCUAAUCUCACGCCGUCUAUCCGUCGCGCAGCUCGCUCGUGGUUUCGUGCCAUAAUGCUCACGGCAUCUCCACAGGUGCCUCGUCGAGUGAGCCCUCUCUGGCGGUUUGGUCUCCAACGAGAAUGAAAACUGUUCCAACGCUCUGUGCCACUGCCACUGUUGUUGGUGCAUCCGCCGUCGGCCUUGGUAUAGGACGAACUCCCCUGGACGUCUCCCACACGAACUCGAAUCCGAACAAGAAAAAGGCCGCUCCGGCAAGACACUCAGGUUUUAGAUCGAUGCCUACCGCCGUACAGACCCUCACGACGACGACGACGGACACUACGACGGCGCCCUCCUUCGGUGCCCCUAUCUCGGUCGCUCCCAGCUCGCGCAUGUCGGUCGCGACUCGCCACAGUCAGGAUGGACGCCCACAACGACGAAUUGCGAGGAGAAUGACAUACGACGAUGUAACGCUUCCGCCGAGUAGCGCAAAUGGUUAUGCGCCCAACGACCUUGUUGAUGUUCCGUCGCGAAGAACCUCGUGGAUGAAGCGCUUCUCGGCCAUCUCGAACUCGCAACAUUCAAGCCGAAACACCAGCCCUGCGCCGCCGCUGACGCCCUCCGUAACGUGCUCCAAUGGCUCAAUGGCGUUCUCGCGUGACGGCUCGACUGUACCCGUGGUUGGCAGGCGCACACCUUCCCUAAUGGCGCCAAAUAAGCUUGUAAAACGAUCCUCGUCGGUGCGCACGUCUCAUGAAGCGCCUGUGCAAAGUUCUGGACUCCGACCAUCGUUUCGCCGCCCUGCCACCAGCCAUGCGAGGUCCAUAACGUUGCAAAAUCAGACGGCCAUGCUGGAAAUGACAGCUGAAGCCCCAUCCGUGGACGAGCUGCCUACUGCGUCAAGCACAGACAGCGAAGUCGAAUACGCACACUUCUUCACAGCAAGAGUCGCGAAAGGGAGGACACUGGCCAAGAGAAGCGGGUUUUCGGCGGGUGCAAAAAGCUUCCGGCGAAUAUUUGCAGACGAAAAGCACAAGCCUGUGUUGGUGCUUGCGCGUUCCGUGUCGUCGGGUGCAGUGGAUAUGGACGAGUCGAUGAGUGAAGACGGUGAAAGCACGUUCUUUGCGAGCAGGCCAGACACCCCGCUUAGCAUGGGGACCAACAUGGUCACAACCAUGGCCGAGCCGUCAAGCCGUAUCGAGAGCCUCCCCGCAGCAGACAUUUCCUACGAUGCAGCCGUGCGACCCAGGCGCUCCUUCUCUGUGACCGACAUCCUCUACUCUGUCACCAACGCCAAGAAGCAGCGCACGGCAGCGAGGCUCUCGCGCCAGGCGACGCAGCGCGCCCGCUCUGCUCCUCUCGUGCUCACCAUGGGCAGACGGCGGCGCAACAGCACCUCGAACGCAGAGCACGCAGGACCCAGCGACUUGUCGACGGGCCUGAUGCUCGUUGGCGCGCGGCGGGAGAUUGCGACAUCCUCCGGCAUCGCCGAUGCACGGUUCGCGCGCAGCAAUGGCGGACCCCUUAGGUUUGGAGCCUCUACGUCGUCGCCGCAUCCCGUCCCUGACAACAGUGGUUUGGCGUGCGCGCCUCAGCUGACGGGCAGCGAACCGGCCGUCUUCUCAACCAAUCAGACGCCGCCCUCGCCUACUCUGGUCGCGGGAUCGGCGGUCCACCCAUCGCGCUUCUCGAUGGCGCCGUCUGAGCAAGCAUCGACAUUGGUCGACUCGUCAGAUAACGACCUGAGGGCUCUGGGUUCCUGCGACGAAGACGACGCCGACUACCAGAGCGAGACCGUCUAUGAUUCGAUCCGAACGGGCGGCGCAACUCGAAGUACCUCCGGCGCAACCAGAAGCACUUCGGGUGGCGCACGAGGGCCUCGUAUUGAAACCAUAUUUGACGAGUCACCCCCUUCCAAGGCCAAGGCCGCCGCCCUGCGAGACCUCCUGCCUCCAGGCGCAUGCGGGGGCUAUGAGACGAAUGGUGCUUCCGGCCAGCAAAGUAUCAGCGAGGAGGAAGACAGCAUCUCGACGCCGGUGCGAACAAUACGACCCGAGCGCUCAUCACAAGACACUCCCAGCGCGCCGCACACACACGGCGUACCCCUAUUUCCCAAGCUCAUUCCAUCGUCACCCCCAGACAUGCCAAAGCCGCUCUCGCUUGGCACGCUGGAAUGGGACUCGAGGGCGGGAGACGAUGACAACAGCACUAGCCACCUUGUCACACCAGUGUCACCACAGCCACAACUCGCCCGCUCGCUAGCGUCUGGCACAAGUCCAAAGCCUUCCACAAUAUAUCGCCUGGCAUCAGACCUCGGCGACAAAGAUGCGCGCAGUAGCAUAUUCGACUGGUCUGAACAGCAACCUGCCGACAAGAACUCGGGCAGCCACACACCGCCACGCCCUCGGACAGUACAUGGAAAGAAAGAUGCAAAUCGCAGAGCCAGUCGGUCGGCCAGCCGGCGAGUGCCCAGUGGCCUGCACGCUCGCAGCCAGAGUGUGCCUGUUGUCCCAGACGUAGCUGGCAAACGUAGUGCAGUCGUCACAAACAAAUUCGGCACAUGGGGUGUGGGAAGCAAGGGUGUGACUGAGGACUGGAACGAUGAUUUUGACUUUUCCGAUCUACACGAGGAUCCUGUCCCGGAGAGUUUGAGUGGCUCCCAAAGGAUCGACAGCGGCACAGUCAUGGUCGUACCAAAGAGUAUCCAAGAGCAACAGAACAAUGUCCUAGCAAACAUUGGCCUAUUACGAGAAUGGGGCCUGCUCAUCGAAGAGCUCAAGGAACACAGAAUACGUGCUGUUGCGCUUGCUAUUGUCGAGGGUCCGCUUGCUGGGAUGUGGGAGGAGGUGGACGCCAUGAUAGAUCUCGCAGACCAAGAGGCUGGCCACGAAGAUGUUUCUCGUUUGUCGCCCCCUUCCUCCGUUGGAUUCGAGGACGAUCCUUUCGAGGACGGGCCUGGCACCAGCCCCAGUCUUACCCGGGCGCUGCGCAAGUCACGAUCGCCGAAUAUGGAUUUUGGCAGGAACUCCCCAUCCGUACGUCCUAGAAGGUCGAUUCUGCCAUCGGAUCACGACAUAUUUAGUCCGCAGCCCUCCCCAAUACCUCCAAAACCCAGAUACAACGUACCUGCGACACCACCCGAUCACAAACCUAUCAUAACACGGCCUCGCAAGGAUUCGGAAGCCAAAGCCCGCUCAGUCAUUGAGGCGUUACAACAACGCAAAAGCGUUUACGACCCACUCGGAGAUGCACCGCCUACUCCGUCGUCGAAGAAAGUCCCCUUCGAUACUGCGACUCUACGACGCAUCGUUCCGUACGUCGCUACACUGACAUACAAAGUCAAAGAUGCGAUCAGGGAUGCGGAAGGACUAUAUUCUAGUCCAAGUACAAGUCCCAUGCAUGAAAACCCACCAUUCAGCAACCUCUUCCACCGGGAUGCAGACGUUGCUGCGGAUGUCGCGGCGCAGUUGAAAUUAAUGACGGUGAUGUAGCAUGAGGGCCAUCACGAUGCUAUGGCACGAUCACGACCAUAUUGGUUUAAUAUGCCCACCAACCAUCCGAUCAUACAGAACAGUGUGAAUCCAACCGGUUUGCGAUAUCAGGAAGAGUUGGGCGGCAAACCAAAAGAUUUCUUCUG
Dothidotthia symphoricarpi CBS 119687 is the source of this 3719-nucleotide messenger RNA. RefSeq lists its product as uncharacterized. The record is from RefSeq and is a predicted model, not a curated record. Lineage: Eukaryota; Fungi; Ascomycota; Dothideomycetes; Pleosporales; Dothidotthiaceae. The coding region runs from base 223 to 3573 and encodes 1116 amino acids. The transcript is spliced from 3 exons.